CUGAGGAGGUCGUGGUCGCUGCGAUGGUUCUGAGGCACACCGGGCGGCGACGCGCGGAGCCGGGCGCGGACGGCGAGGCCAGCCGCGAUGAUGGCCCAUCUUCCUCAGUCUCUGCGCUGAAGCGCCUGGAACGGAGUCAGUGGACGGAUAAAAUGGACUUGCGAUUUGGUUUUGAGAGGCUGAAGGAGCCUGGUGAGAAGACUGGCUGGCUUAUCAACAUGCACCCUACUGAGGUGUUAGAUGAAGAUAGACGCUUAGUCAGUGCAGUAGAUUACUACUUUAUUCAAGACGAUGGAAGCAGAUUUAAGGUGGCCUUGCCCUAUAAGCCGUAUUUCUACGUUGCAACCAGAAAGGGUUGCGAACGAGAAGUUUCAUCUUUUCUCUCCAAGAAGUUUCAGGGUAAAAUUGCGAAAGUAGAGACUGUCCCCAAAGAGGACCUGGACUUGCCAAAUCACUUGGUGGGUUUGAAGAGAAAUUACAUCAAACUGUCCUUCCACACUGUGGAGGACCUUGUCAAAGUGAGGAAGGAAAUUUCCCCUGCUGUGAAGAAGAAUCGGGAGCAGGACCGUGUCAGUGAUGCUUACACAACCAUGCUCUCCAGUGUUCUGCAAGGGGGCAGUGUAAUUACUGAUGAAGAGGAAACCUCUAAGAAGGUAGCUGACCAACUGGACAACAUAGUGGACAUGCGCGAGUAUGACGUCCCCUACCACAUCCGCCUCUCCAUUGACCUCAAGAUCCACGUGGCUCAUUGGUACAACGUCAGAUACCGAGGAAAUGCUUUUCCAGUGGACCUCACCCGCCGGGACGACCUUGUUGAGCGACCCGACCCUGUGGUGUUGGCAUUUGACAUUGAGACCACCAAACUGCCUCUCAAAUUUCCCGAUGCUGAAACAGACCAGAUUAUGAUGAUUUCCUACAUGAUCGAUGGCCAGGGCUACCUCAUCACCAACAGGGAGAUCGUUUCUGAAGACAUCGAAGAUUUUGAGUUCACCCCCAAACCAGAAUACGAAGGACCCUUUUGUGUCUUCAAUGAACCUGAUGAGGUCCAUCUGAUCCAGAGAUGGUUUGAGCACAUCCAGGAGACCAAACCCACCAUCAUGGUCACCUACAAUGGGGACUUUUUUGACUGGCCAUUCGUAGAGGCCAGAGCAGCAGCCCACGGCCUGAGCAUGUACCAGGAGAUCGGCUUCCAGAAGGACAGCCAGGGGGAGUACAAGGCGCCCCAGUGCAUCCACAUGGACUGCCUCAGGUGGGUAAAAAGGGACAGCUACCUUCCUGUGGGCAGUCAUAACCUGAAGGCAGCUGCCAAGGCCAAGCUUGGCUACGACCCUGUCGAGCUGGAUCCUGAGGACAUGUGCCGGAUGGCCACCGAGCAGCCCCAGACUCUGGCCACGUACUCUGUGUCGGACGCGGUUGCCACCUACUACCUGUACCUGAAGUACGUGCAUCCCUUCAUAUUCGCCCUGUGCACCAUUAUCCCUAUGGAACCCGAUGAGGUGCUGAGGAAGGGCUCCGGCACGCUGUGCGAGGCCUUGCUGAUGGUGCAGGCCUUCCACGCCAACAUCAUCUUCCCCAACAAGCAAGAGCAGGAGUUCAACAAGCUAACAGAGGACGGUCACGUGCUGGAUGCCGAGACCUACGUGGGGGGCCACGUGGAGGCACUCGAGUCCGGCGUCUUCCGCAGUGACAUCCCCUGCCGGUUUAAGAUGAACCCUGCUGCCUUUGACUUCUUGCUGCAGCGGGUGGAGAAGACCAUGCGCCACGCCAUUGAGGAGGAGGAGAAGGUGCCUGUGGAGCAGGCCACCAACUUCCAAGAGGUGUGUGAUCAGAUAAAGACCAAGCUCACCUCCCUGAAAGAUGUUCCCAACCGAAUCGAAUGUCCCCUUAUCUACCACCUGGAUGUGGGGGCCAUGUAUCCCAACAUCAUCCUAACAAACCGCCUGCAGCCCUCGGCCAUGGUCAACGAAGCCACCUGUGCUGCGUGUGACUUCAACAAGCCUGGAGCAAACUGCCAGAGGAAGAUGGCCUGGCAGUGGAGGGGCGAGUUCAUGCCAGCCAGUCGCAGUGAAUACCAUCGGAUCCAACACCAGCUGGAGUCAGAGAAGUUCCCCCCCUUGUUCCCCCAGGGGCCCAUGCGGGCCUUUCAUGAGCUGUCCCGGGAGGAGCAGGCCAAAUAUGAGAAACGGAGGCUGGCAGAUUACUGCCGGAAAGCCUACCAGAAGAUUCACCUCACCAGGGUGGAAGAGCGCCUCACCACCAUCUGCCAGCGGGAGAACUCCUUCUACGUGGAUACAGUGCGUGCCUUCCGGGACAGGCGCUAUGAGUUCAAAGGGUUGCACAAGGUGUGGAAAAAGAAGCUCUCCGCGGCUGUGGAGGUGGGCGAUGCGACCGAGGUGAAGCGCUGCAGGAACAUGGAGGUCCUGUACGACUCGCUGCAGCUGGCUCACAAGUGCAUCCUCAACUCCUUCUACGGCUAUGUCAUGCGCAAGGGGGCCCGCUGGUACUCCAUGGAGAUGGCUGGCAUUGUCUGCUUCACAGGGGCCAACAUCAUCACCCAAGCCCGGGAACUGAUCGAACAGAUCGGGAGGCCCUUGGAACUGGACACAGAUGGAAUAUGGUGCGUCCUGCCCAAUAGCUUCCCAGAAAAUUUUGUCAUCAAGACGACCAAUACAAAGAAACCCAAGGUGACCAUCUCCUACCCUGGGGCCAUGUUGAACAUCAUGGUCAAGGAAGGCUUUACCAACGACCAGUACCAGGAAUUGGCAGAGCCCUCCUCACUCACCUACAUCACCCGCUCAGAGAAUAGUAUCUUUUUUGAAGUUGAUGGUCCCUACCUUGCCAUGAUCCUUCCAGCCUCCAAGGAGGAAGGGAAGAAACUGAAGAAGAGAUAUGCUGUAUUCAACGAAGAUGGUUCCCUGGCUGAGCUGAAGGGAUUCGAGGUCAAACGCCGUGGGGAGCUGCAGCUGAUUAAAAUCUUCCAGUCCUCGGUGUUCGAGGCCUUCCUCAAGGGUAGCACCCUGGAGGAAGUGUACGGCUCUGUCGCCAAGGUGGCCGACUACUGGCUGGAUGUGCUGUAUAGCAAGGCAGCUAACAUGCCUGAUUCUGAGCUGUUUGAGUUGAUCUCUGAGAACCGCUCGAUGUCUCGGAAACUGGAAGAUUACGGAGAGCAGAAGUCCACAUCCAUCAGCACAGCAAAGCGCCUGGCCGAGUUCCUGGGAGACCAGAUGGUCAAGGAUGCAGGGCUGAGCUGCCGCUAUAUCAUCUCCCGCAAGCCUGAGGGCUCUCCUGUCACCGAGAGGGCCAUCCCACUUGCCAUUUUCCAAGCAGAGCCCACAGUGAGGAAGCACUUUCUCCGAAAAUGGCUUAAGAGCUCAUCCCUUCAGGACUUUGAUAUUCGGACAAUUCUGGACUGGGACUACUACAUCGAACGCCUGGGGAGUGCCAUCCAGAAGAUCAUCACCAUCCCUGCGGCUCUGCAGCAGGUGAAGAACCCAGUGCCACGUGUCAGACAUCCAGACUGGCUGCACAAGAAACUACUGGAGAAAAGUGACAUCUAUAAGCAGAAGAAGAUCAGUGAGCUCUUUGUCCUUGAGGGCAAGAGACAGAUUGUGAUGGCACAGGCCCCAGAAGACAGCCCCAGCUCAGGCACUCCCGACAUGGAGGACUUUGGCCUCACAAAGCCACCCCACUCAGCAGUCCCUGUCGCUACUAAGAGGAAGCGAGUCCUGUGGGAGAGCCAGGAGGAGUCUCAGGACCUCACGCUAACAGUGCCCUGGCGGGAGAUCUUGGGGCAGCCUCCCACACUUGGCACCACCCAGGAAGAGUGGCUGGUCUGGCUCCGUUUCCACAAGAAGAAAUGGCAGCUGCAGGCCCGACAGCGCCUGGCCCGCAGGAAGAAGCAGCGUCUGGAGCCUGCGGAGGGUCUGCUGAGGCAUGGAGCCAUCAGAGACGGGCCUGCCACAGGGCUGGGGAGCUUCUUGCGAAGAACUGCACGUAGCAUUCUAGACCUUCCCUGGCAGAUUGUGCAGAUCAGCCAGACCAGCCAGGCUGGCCUGUUCAGGCUAUGGGCCAUCAUUGGCAGUGACUUGCACUGUAUCAAGCUGAGUAUCCCCCGCAUAUUCUAUGUGAAUCAACGAGUGGCCAAAGCAGAGGAGGGGCCUUCCUGUCGGAAGGUGAAUCGCAUUCUUCCUCGUUCCAACAUGGUCUACAAUCUCUAUGAGUACUCAGUGCCAGAGGACAUGUACCAAGAACAUAUCAACGAGAUCAACACGGAAUUGUCAGCGCCAGACAUUGAGGGCGUCUACGAGACUCAGGUCCCGUUGUUGUUCCGGGCCCUGGUGCAACUGGGCUGUGUGUGUGUGGUCAACAAACAGCUGGUGCCGCACCUCUCGGGCUGGGAAACCGAGACCUUUGCCUUGGAGCACCUUGAGAUGCGUUCUCUGGCCCAGUUCAGCUACCUGGAACCAGGCAGCAUCCGCCACGUCUACCUCUACCACCACUCGCAGGGCCACAAGGCACUCUUUGGGCUCUUCAUCCCCUCACAGCGCAGAGCAUCUGUGUUUGUGUUAGACACUGUGCGCAGCAACCAGAUGCCCAGCCUCAGUGCCCUGUACUCAGCAGAGCACAGCCUUCUGCUGGAAAGGGUGGGCCCCGAGCUCCUGCCACCCCCCAGACACACCUUUGAGGUUCGCGCUGAAACUGACCUGAAGACCAUCUGCAGGGCCAUCCAGCGCUUUCUGCUGGCCUACAAGGAGGAGCGCCGGGGACCCACCCUCAUUGCAGUGCAGUCCAGCUGGGAACUGCAGAGGCUGGCCAGUGAGAUUCCUGUCUUGGAGGAGUUCCCACUGGUACCUGUGCGUGUGGUCGACAAGAUCAGCUAUGGAGUCCUGGACUGGCAGCGUCAUGGAGCCCGCCGCAUGAUCCGGCACUACCUCAACCUGGACACCUGCCUGUCACAGGCCUUUGAGAUGAGCAGGUAUUUCCACAUUCCCAUUGGGAAUCUGCCAGAGGACAUCUCCACCUUUGGCUCCGAUCUCUUCUUUGCCCGCCACCUCCAGCGCCACAACCACCUGCUCUGGCUGUCCCCUACAGCCCGCCCCGACCUGGGCGGGAAGGAGGCCGAUGACAACCGCCUCGUCAUGGAGUUCGAGGACCGCGCCACGGUGGAGAUCAACAGUGCUGGCUGUUACUCCACAGUGUGUGUGGAGCUGGACAUUCAGAACCUGGCAGUUAACACCAUCCUCCAGUCCCACCACAUCAACGACAUGGAGGGGGCCGGCAGCAUGGGCAUCAGCUUUGACGUGAUCCAGCAGGCCUCGCUGGAGGACAUGGUCACAGGCAAUCAGGCCUCCAAUGCCCCAGCCAGCUAUGACGAGACAGCCCUUUGCUCCAGCACCUUCAGGAUCCUCAAGAGCAUGGUCGUGGGCUGGGUGAAGGAGAUCAUGCAGUUCCACAAUGUCUAUGCCGACAACCAGGUGGUGCACUUCUACCGCUGGCUGCAGUCCUCGGGCUCUCUGCUGCACGACCCGGCCCUGCACCGGACGCUGCACAGCAUGAUGAAGAAGCUCUUCCUGCAGCUUGUUGCUGAGUUCCAGCGCCUGGGGUCAUCAGUCGUCUACGCCAACUUCAACCGGGUCAUCCUCUGUACACGGAAGCGCCGCGUAGAGGACGCCAUCGCCUACGUGGAGUACAUCACCAACAGCAUCCAUUCUAAAGAAAUCUUCCAUUCCCUGACCAUUUCCUUCUCACGAUGCUGGGAAUUCCUUCUCUGGAUGGAUCCAUCUAAUUAUGGUGGAAUCAAAGGAAAAGUCCCAUCUAGAAUUCAUUGUGGACAGCAAGAGCCCCAAAAAGGAGAGGAAGCAGAGGACGAGCAGGAAGAUGAGGACGAGCAGGAGGAGGAGGACGUGGAGGAGUCCGGGGUGGAGGACCUACUGGAGAACAACUGGAACAUUUUGCAAUUUUUGCCACAGGCAGCCUCCUGCCAGAGCUACUUCCUCAUGAUCGUUUCAGCGUACAUCGUGGCGGUGCACCACAGCAUGAAGGAAGAGCUGAGGCGUGGCGCCCCGGGCACCACCCCUGUGAAGAGGAGGGGGGCCAGCCAGUUCUCCCAGGAGGCUGAGGGGGCGGCCGGAGCCCUCCCUGGAAUGAUCACCUUCUCUCAGGAUUACGUCGCAAACGAGCUCACUCAGAGCUUCUUCACCAUCACUCAGAAGAUUCAGAAGAAGGUCACGGGCUCUCGGAGCUCCACUGAGCCCUCAGAGAUGUUCCCCGUGCUCCCCGGCUCACACUUGGUGCUCAAUAACCCUGCUCUGGAGUUCAUCAAGUACGUGUGUAAGGUGCUGUCUUUGGACACAAACAUCACCAACCAGGUGAAUAAGCUGAACCGAGACCUGCUUCGCCUGGUGGACAUUGGCGAGUUCUCUGAGGAGGCCCAGUUCCAAGACCCCUGCCGCUCCUAUGUGCUCCCCGAGGUGAUCUGCCACAGCUGCAACUUCUGCCGGGACUUGGACCUGUGCAAAGACUCCUCCUUCUCACAGGAUGGAGGUGUCCUGCCUCAGUGGCUCUGCCCCAACUGUCAGGCCGCCUACAACUCAGCUGCCAUCGAGAUGGCCCUGAUUGAAGCCCUACAGAGAAAGCUGAUGGCCUUCACCCUGCAGGACCUGGUCUGCCUGAAGUGCCGUGGCGUGAAGGAGACCCACAUGCCAGUCUACUGCAGCUGUGCUGGGGACUUUGCCCUCACCAUCCGCACGCAGGUCUUCAUGGAGCAGGUCGGCACCUUCCAGAACAUCGCCCAGCACUAUGGCAUGCCACACCUCAGGGAGACCCUGGAGUGGCUGCUGCAGGAGAGCCCUCGGCCAGGCCACUAGCAAGCCCCAGUGCCAGACGUCCGUGUCCUCGCAGGCACCCUCUGCUCUCAGUGCUGUCUCACUGACCAUCUGACUUUCCAGUCUCUUGGCCACAGUCCAGGGAAUUGAGUGGACCACAGAGACCAUGCAGGGAGCCCAGAGGCAGUAUGAACUAGCUGAAGCAGGGAAUAUGCCUCUGACCUCAACAACUCAACCUCUGAGGCAGGUCACCAGGCAAGAAGCCUCUCGGGUCCUGAGGGGUCGUUUCUGCCAAUAAACAUGCUUUGA
Molecule: messenger RNA, 7133 nt
Organism: Sciurus carolinensis (gray squirrel)
Lineage: Eukaryota; Metazoa; Chordata; Mammalia; Rodentia; Sciuridae
Gene: Pole
Product: DNA polymerase epsilon, catalytic subunit
Exons: 49
Coding region: 24-6866 (2280 amino acids)
Biological process (GO): base-excision repair, gap-filling; DNA replication; leading strand elongation
Cellular component (GO): nucleus; epsilon DNA polymerase complex
Molecular function (GO): nucleotide binding; single-stranded DNA 3'-5' DNA exonuclease activity; DNA-directed DNA polymerase activity
Source: RefSeq, a predicted model, not a curated record